AUGGGUUCAACAGGUCAAUUAACGCCCUUCGGCAAACCAAUGCUGAAGCAUUGGCUAUUUGACCCAGCCUAUAAGAACCUCAAUCAUGGAUCAUUUGGCGCUCACCCUGCACCAGUCAAAGAGGUCCAGCGCGCCUUCAUGGAUCUGGCCGAUCAGCAACCUGAUCCAUAUAUCCGGCGAUACCACGCAGAGCACCUAGACAAAGCCCGAGAAGCUGUCGCAAAGGUGCUAAAUGCUCCACGAGACGAGUGCGUAUUUGUCAAGAAUGCCACUACCGGCGUUGCAACUGUGCUCUACAACCUGGCGUUCCAGCCCGAUGAAGCACUCGUCUAUUUCGAGCCUGUCUACGGCGCCGUCGAGAAGGGCGUCGUCUCUCUGCAAGAGCAUUCCUCCUUCCAGCCCCGGAAAGUGUCGUUCCAAUAUCCCAUUGCUGAAGAUGAGCUGGAGCGCCGAUUCCGCGAGGUUGUUCGUAAGACCCGCGAGGAGGGUCUCAAGGUCCGGGCUGCUGUCUUCGAUUCCAUUGUUAGCAACCCCGGUGUGCGUUUCCCAUUUGAGCGGUUGACUGCUAUCUGUCGUGAAGAAGGCAUUCUGAGCAUCAUUGAUGCUGCCCAUGGUAUUGGACAUAUCCAUCUCGACCUCGAGAAACUACAGCCUGACUUCCUCACGUCGAACUGUCAUAAAUGGCUCUACACACCCCGCGGCUGUGCAGUCCUCUACGUCCCAAAGCGCAACCAACAUUUCCUCCGCACAACACUCCCAACCUCCUGGGGUUUCAUCCCAGCGCCGGAUUCCCCGGAGACUAUCGCAUCAGUCCUCCAAGACCCCAACGCGCCCGCAACCAAAUCCGCAUUCGAGCAACUCUUCGAAUUCGUCGCUACAAGCGAUGACUCCGCCUACAUCUGCCUCCCAGCCGCGCUGAAGUUCCGCGCUGAAGUCUGCGGCGGCGAAGACGCUAUCAUCUCAUAUUGUCAAAAGGUCGCAAAUGAAGGUGCUGAUGCCGUCGCUGCUACACUUGGCACGGAUGUUCUCCAAGAACCUGAUCUCAAGCCUGGUCAGGAAAGUCGUAUGCGUCAGUGUGCUUUGACGACUGUGCGACUUCCUAUUGCUGUUGCUUCUGCCGGGGAGGGGGCUGCUGAGUCUUUUGAUUAUACUCCUCUUGUUGUUUUGUCUGAGGAUGAGGCUCGUAGUGCUUUUUCUUGGAUUCAGAGUAAGUUGAUUGAUGAGUAUCGUACUUUCCUGCCCGUUUUCCGCCAUGGGGCUUGGUUGUGGACUCGUCUGAGUGGACAGGUUUACCUUGAGACCAGUGAUUUCGAAGCUGUUGGUGGUUCUCUGAAGGAUCUGUGUGAGCGAGUUGCGAAGAAGGAGUUUAAGGCUUGA
Messenger RNA from Penicillium arizonense, 1377 nucleotides. RefSeq names its product putative aminotransferase family protein (LolT). The record is from RefSeq and is a predicted model, not a curated record. Bases 1 to 1377 code for a protein of 458 amino acids. The transcript is spliced from 2 exons. Lineage: Eukaryota; Fungi; Ascomycota; Eurotiomycetes; Eurotiales; Aspergillaceae.